Myripristis murdjan (pinecone soldierfish) is the source of this 3355-nucleotide messenger RNA. It is a transcript of the gene phf23b, whose product is annotated as PHD finger protein 23b. The record is from RefSeq and is a predicted model, not a curated record. NCBI's taxonomy places the organism in Eukaryota, Metazoa, Chordata, Actinopteri, Holocentriformes, Holocentridae. Gene Ontology annotation, cellular component: nucleus. Gene Ontology annotation, biological process: positive regulation of protein ubiquitination; negative regulation of autophagosome maturation; negative regulation of autophagosome assembly. The transcript is spliced from 5 exons. Bases 610 to 1575 code for a protein of 321 amino acids.
AUGAUGCCUCGCAGGAAACCUCCGCGAAGGAGCCACAAGAGGAGCCGCGCAAGACAGGACUGUGCGGAAUCGUAUUUUAGAAACUCCAGUCGUUUUCUGUGCGUAACAUUACAAGAAACGACCAACUUCAGCUGGAAAAAAAGUUCUCGCAAGAAUGAUUUUUGUGUACGGAGCCUACACGAAGUAUCAACUGUGCGUAUGUACCAAGACUUUGACGCCCUGCCAGCGCGUCUAGUUUGAUUGCGAGGAUUAUGUAUGCAACAACGUUAGCGGUGACGAAGAAAAAUGAGCUCGUACAGCUAAGCGACAGGCGAAUUAACGUUAAUUUUCAGUCGGUUAGCGCUGGUGUGGCGACCGUUUAGACGCAGCUUGCUUUGGGAAUAACCCCUGACACGGAUCCCCGGCGACGGGACACUACAACUUCGGUCUACAGCGGGCUGUUUGUCGGAUAGAGUUGAAUUUGGAGAUCCGCGCCCUUGGUCCUCGGCGCUGCUAAAGUCGCCGGAGAGGUGCAGCCACGCCGGGAGAAAGACACAGCGCGACGGCCGCUGCUCCGGCUAGCUCGCCCGCUGCUUCCACUCGGAUCGAGGCCUCGUUGCUGAGGCGACAAUGCUCGAAAUAAUGUCCGACCACCAAGAUUCACUAUUGGCGUGCAAAACGGAGCCUCUGCCCCCAGAGAGGAAAAAGAGGACUGUCGAGGACUUCAAUAAGUUCUGCAACUUUGUCCUGGCAUAUGCCGGAUACAUCCCCAGCCCAAAAGAGGAGAGCUCGUGGUCACCUACAUCCUCCAGCUCUGCUCACAGUUCAGGGCUGUCGGCAGAUGGUGGCGGUGGAGGCAGCAGCUCCAUGAGUGCUGCUUGGGGAGACGGAAGCUCUGACAUCCACACCAUCCACACAUUUGUCCGAAAAGCUCGCGCAAAUAAGGGCAAAAACAUUCGUCGCAUGCACUCAGACAGCACUCUGCUGGACAAGAUGCGCCUGAAGGACUCGCUGUACGAGAGCCAGGCCAGCACGAAGGCAGAGCGGAAAAAGGACAAAAAACUGAAAAAGCUGUCUCUGGGUUCGGCCAUGACAGUGGUGGACAGCGGCAGCAGUGAGGGCGAGAAGAGAGCCCGCAUCAAGCGCAGCAAAAACCCCAAACAGCCGAAAGCACCCAAGAAGCUCAAGAGCUCAGCCACUCAGAGUGAGACAGACUCUGAGGCGAGCCAUACACACACAGAGGUACGGCCUGUCAGGGAGGAGCUGUCGGUGCAUGGGGCCUCCACCCCAGGUGUGCAGGGGCUGGGGAAGAUGCAGCCGGAGGAGUCGGUCAGGGAAGCAGAGAUGAGCUCGAGUGAGGGGGAGACCUGGAUCGCAGAUGAAGACAUUAUGGUGGAGUCAGGCGACGACUCAUGGGACUUGAUCACCUGUUACUGCGGAAAGCCAUUUGCAGGACGGCCAAUGAUCGAGUGCAACCAGUGCGGCAUAUGGGUGCACUUGUCAUGUGCCAAGAUCAAGAAGUCCAACGUUCCCGACAUCUUUUACUGCCACAAGUGCAGGGACUUGCGGCGGUCAGGACACAAAAAAGACACCUAGAGAUGAAGGGGAGGGGAAGGAUGACACCCCCCCCAGCUCCUUUUUCGCUUUCCUCCAACACCCAUUGUUUUCUUUGACGCCUACAGCCAAAACAGCCUAAAUUCUCACCUGGAUGGCACCUGUAUUGUCAGUUUGUAGGAUUUCUGUUGACAAUCACAACCAUUCUUAUUUAUCCCUUAGUGUGUUUUUUUUACUUUUUUUUUUUUUUUGCCUGUGAAAACUGGACAGAAGGCAGCAACGACAGUGCAGAAUCAUUUAUUUGUAACUAAUUCCUAUGUUGAUUGGCUUUACAAUUAUAUAAUACAAUAGUGAUGUGCACAGAAAUAUCCACAUUUUAGUUUUCAUGGAAGGUGCAUGUCAGCUUAUUGUGAGUUAUUUUUCUGAGGAUAUAGGUAGAACAUUUCUUUCAGUGUUCCAAAGAAAACUAGUUUUUGUUUCACUGUAAGCGAGAGCCUUGUUUCUCUCAACUUUGAAUCAAUUAAAUUUUGACACCUUGACAAAAUGUAUAGCUAAAGAGAAGGAAAAUGUCACUCCUGAUAUUUUGUGUAGAAGUAUCUAACAUUGCUAGAUGGGCAGCUCAUUUUAUUUUUGACUGUAUUUUAGCGAUUUUAUGUUCUUGUUCGCUUUCAGUCAGCAUUUUUUUUUUUCCUAUCACUGAACGGUAAGUCGUAGAGAUCUCACUCUAGACUAAGUGAUUUUUGGAUUGAUAGUACCACAUAAAAAUUGGUUUUAUUUUUUCUGAACAGAAUCUAAAUUGCUGAAAAUCGAAUUGCACACAGACAAUUGUGCUUCAACAGUGCACUUUUUUUAAAUGUAGGCCUGAAAUACCAUUUCCUCUGCAUCUUAAGAUGGUAUUAGAAUUAUGUUUAGCUACAACUGAUGUAAUCUGUACUUAGCAUGUAGCUGUGUCUGUACAUUUGCGGUGCAGCGCUCAAUGUUUCUCUGUCCGGCUUGUCAACUGCUGGCAGCCGUUUACCAUGAACAACAUAAAUUGAAACAUUGAAAACUGUUCAGUUUUGAUUCUUUUGUUUCCAUGUUUUGUGUGUGUUUUUUUUUUUUUUUUUUUUCAUCUUUGAAAGUCAUCUGAUAAGGGAGGAUGAUGUAAGAUGAGAGGUGGGCCAAUGCUUUACAAUGUCAAAGUGGCUCUGAGGCCUGCGCAUGAAUGGUUGUAAAAUAUUUGUUUUUCUAUUUCAUAUUGUUUAUUUUUUAGCUUUCUGAGAAGCGGGAAGAGAGAUGUUCCCGUAUCAGAAUGGAUGUAUGAUUGUCUCACAUGGAGAACGAAGUUGACUGUAGUGUACAGAAAAAUGCGUUGACGCCACUCCUGUUAUGGCACUCGUUUUGUUGGUUGGUUUUACUAUUUUGCUUUUUCUUUUGUCGGUGGGAGAGUCUUGGUUAGUACCCAGUAGCGUUUGCACUCUCACCACCACUCUUUCAAUUCUGUGUACAUACCCUAUUUCUUUGACAACUGUACAUAUGUGAAAGUGAAGAGAGAAAAUAACCAAGCAAAUACUAUAUUUUCUGCAUUCUGAUAUUGUUUUCUUUAAUUGUAGCUUGAAAAAUAAAAGUCUUUUGGGGAACACAGAGGUGAAAUUUUGAAUUGUUUAUAAGUAUCAUAUAGAAAUAGACAUGAAAUAAGUAACAUUUUUAUUAUAAACAGUUUUAUUAGUUGUAAGCACACAGCAGUGUUUGUCGUUUGUGUUUUCCGCCACUAGAGGGAGACUGUCAACAGGCAUGCCAACUUGGUUAGUGUGGCAGUAAAAUAAAUAUCAGUUACCUCUGA